This is a messenger RNA of Chinchilla lanigera (long-tailed chinchilla), 1483 nucleotides long. It is a transcript of the gene Zng1a, whose product is annotated as COBW domain-containing protein 2. The transcript is spliced from 15 exons. The record is from RefSeq and is a predicted model, not a curated record. Gene Ontology annotation, cellular component: cytoplasm. NCBI's taxonomy places the organism in Eukaryota, Metazoa, Chordata, Mammalia, Rodentia, Chinchillidae. The coding region runs from base 107 to 1294 and encodes 395 amino acids.
AUGACGUCAAACACGCGGCGGGCGUGGCGAGCUUGGCGUGCGCGGCGGCGUUUGGCGGUUUUGGCCCGGGCUCUGGUGCUAAGGGGGCGGUGUGCUUUAGGCCGGAAUGUUACCGGCUCUCGUAACUGGAGAUGAGGCAGAGGAACCAGCCGAGGAGGACUGUCCUGAAUUGGUUCCCAUUGAGACGAAGCAAAGAGAGGAAGAGGAAAAGCUUGGCCCCGGCGCCAAGAUCCCAGUCACAGUUAUCACCGGGUAUUUAGGUGCUGGGAAGACAACACUACUGAACUACAUUUUAACAGAGCAACAUAGUAAAAGAAUAGCAGUUAUUUUAAAUGAGUUUGGUGAAGGAAGUGCAGUAGAGAAAUCCUUAGCUGUGAGUCAAGGUGGAGAGCUCUAUGAAGAGUGGCUGGAACUUGGAAAUGGUUGCCUCUGCUGUUCAGUGAAGGACAGUGGCCUUAGGGCUAUUGAGAAUUUGAUGCAGAAGAAGGGGAAAUUUGAUUACAUACUGUUAGAGACCACUGGGUUAGCAGAUCCUGGUGCUGUGGCUGCUAUAUUUUGGGUUGAUGCUGAACUAGGGAGUGAUAUUUAUCUUGAUGGUAUCAUAACUGUUGUAGAUUCAAAAUAUGGAUUAAAACAUUUAGCAGAAGAAAAACCUGAUGGCCUCACCAAUGAAGCUACUAGGCAAGUUGCUUUAGCAGAUAUCAUCCUCAUCAAUAAAACAGACUUGAUUUCAGAAGAAGAGUUACACAAAUUAAGAACAACUAUUAGAUCAAUAAAUGGACUGGGAAAAAUUUUAGAAACACAAAGAUCCAGAGUUGAUCUCACUAACAUAUUAGAUCUUCAUGCCUUUGAUAGUCUCUCUGGAAUAAGUUUUCAGGAAAAACUUCAACAUAUGCCCACAGCACAGCCUCACCUUGAUCAGAGUAUUGUUACAGUCACAUUUGAAGUACCAGGAAAUGUAAAGGAAGAAAGUCUAAAUGUAUUUAUUCAGAAUCUCCUGUGGGAGAAGAAUGUGAGAAACAAGGACAACCACUGCAUGGAGGUCAUACGGCUAAAGGGGCUGGUGUCAGUCACAGACAAACCACAACAAGUGAUUGUCCAAGGUGUCCACGAACUCUAUGACCUGGAAGAGACUCCAGUGAGCUGGAAAGAUGACACUGAGAGAACAAAUCGAUUGGUCCUUAUUGGCAGGAAUUUAGAUAAAGAAGUCCUUAAACGACUGUUUAUAGCUACGGUAACAGAAACAGAAAAGCAGCGGACAGCACAUUUCAAAGAAGAUCAAAUUUGUCUAUAACAGGGGAAGCAUUUAUCAAAAGGAUUGGAUAAUAGACAUAAGUUUCCUACUGGGGAUAUUUCAACCAUUAUUCUUUGAUUUCUUUUAUGAAUUGCAGUGUACUUUAAAAUAAUCUAUACAAUAUAUAAAACAGUAAAUCAGUAUUAUAAAGCUUUGACAUUCAUAAAAUAAAAUAUAACAUCAUCUGAA